AUGACCUACACCAUCGGUGACAGACGGAUAACACUAGACGAAAACUUGCUGGAAACAGACAAGCUGCUCAUUCUCGCACACUCCAAAUUGUUCAAGUACUGUUUGAACAAUGCUACGUCCAAGUUCUUGCUCAAUGUGAAAAAGAUAGUCCAUCUUUACACGGAUAUAGUGACGAUAUACCUGACGCUUUUGGGCAAAAUACCCAACUACGACGACAUAACCAGGAUGACUCGUAAUGUGCGAACCAAUCUUUCAUCGUUGGAGAAUGAACUCAACAACAUCUUUGGCACUUACAUCUCGGAAGGGUCGCACACUAAGAAAGCCAACUGGGAAGACAAAAACUACGAACAUAAUGUCAAACGCAUGAGCCUCAUGAUAUUGGACCUGGCAAUCGAGUCGUUCGAGAUGAUCAUCAGCAACUUCAACUGCAUCGAGCUUUUCUUCAACAGCUUCGACAACUUGAAGAAGCUCUUGAUUCCGUUUCUCUUCAAACAGACCAAAUCCAUCUUGAAAUCACUCCACAAAGCCCACUACUUGUACAAAUUAACUACUAUUGCCGACGACAUCGUCUCCAUCAUGGAGAUCACGCCUCCUAUUACCAAGCAACUCAAGAAGAUCGAAAAGAUAACCAGUGGUAUUGAACGUGAAUCCAUAAUAUUAGAAACAGCAUUCCUUACUUUCGACCCAUCGCUACAGCAGUACACGAGCAUUUUGCUAGGAAGGGCCAUAUUGAAACGGACUAUCGACGAACGCGACUGCCAGAUCAUUAAGAGAAGAGAAGUAUGCUACCAGGCAGCAGAACAUGUUGUCAGUAUACCUUUGACGGAGGAGCAAACCAGUACGUUGCUGAUGGUGCAGUUGAUGAAAUACUUUUCUUAUUUAGUGCUAUUUCUAGUGGGGUUGUUUAGCUUGAUGCUCUAUCGAUUGCUUAAGGUGUUAGUAGGAAGGAUGACUUAG
Messenger RNA from Scheffersomyces stipitis CBS 6054, 957 nucleotides. RefSeq lists its product as uncharacterized. The record is from RefSeq and is a predicted model, not a curated record. Bases 1 to 957 code for a protein of 318 amino acids. NCBI's taxonomy places the organism in Eukaryota, Fungi, Ascomycota, Pichiomycetes, Serinales, Debaryomycetaceae. The transcript has a single exon.